AUGAAUAGUGAAGCGCUCACCUUGAAUAAUGUGAGACUGGAAAUUGAAACUGCUGUAACCCAGAUGGAAUUGCUUAAAGUACCAGAACUAAAAUCUGUGUGUAAAUCUGUUGGAAUUACUAUUGGGAAAUCAAUGCGUAAAGCUGCCGUACAGGAUAUUUUGAGAACCUUCAUCAAUAAUGCCAUUACAGGCAGCGAUAUAGAUAAGUGGAGGCCUCAAGCCAUAAUAAUCAUGAUAGCAUAUAUAAAACGAUCAUUACCUGUGCCGAACUAUAAACAGGUGCAUAGACAAUUAGAGUUGGGGAAAACCUUUGAAGAAAUUAGUGCAUCCAGUCCCACCUCACUAUCAACAAGUACUUACAGUGCAAAACCAGCUGUGGAUACUAUGCAUUUCAAAGAAUGCCCAUUUUACAAAUUAAAGAAAUUGAUUCCUGAGACAGCUCAACCUAUCCGUGUGACUAAUCAAAGAGGAAUUGCAAUGGCUAAAUUCUACCUUCAUGCUGAUGAUUGGAAUUUACUUAAAAGAAAUGGGAAAUAUAAACUGUAUCUCUUUAGUGGGAUGCACAACCCAUUGGGAUCUCGUGGUAAUGAGCCUAUACAAUUCCCACUACGUAAUGAGAUCAGAUUCAAUAAUAUUCAAGUGAAGGAUAAUGUUCGAGGAUUAAAAAAUAAAAUUGGAACGGCAAAGCCAGCAGAUUUAACUCCUUACAUUAAACCAGUAAAUCAGCAAAAUAUAUUGCAACUAAUAUAUGCAUUUACAGAGCAGGAGUAUAGGAUGUAUUGUUAUAUUGUGGAAUUAGUUGAUCCGGAAGAAUUGCUAAAACAAGUAUUGCAUCAACCAAAGAUUCUCAAACAGGCCACUUUACAUUAUAUUGCUAAUGAGUUAAAUGCAGAUGAAGAUGCAGACAUCAUAACAACGUCGAUUACAAUGAGUUUGCAAUGCCCAAUUUCUUAUACAAGAAUGAAAUACCCUGCAAAAUCCAUCAUGUGUAAGCAUAUUCAAUGUUUUGAUGCAUUAUGGUUUAUCCAUUCUCAGUUGCAAGUUCCAACCUGGCAAUGCCCCAUCUGUCAAGUGAGAAUAACGCUAAAGGAUUUAGCAAUUAGUGAAUUCGUAGAUAAUAUUUUGAAGACAUGUGACGAGAGAGUUGAGCAAGUUGAGUUAGAUAGAGAUGGUAAUUGGGUUGCUUGUAAAGUGGAAGAUGACAAUAAUGAUAAUGACAGGACGAGCAAUUCUUCACAGUCAGAUGUUAAAGAUGAGCAUCCUGACAAAGUAAUACCGAAAGAAAACGUUCAAAAACACUCCGACAAUAAGUCAAAUGAACAAGUUAUUAUAUCAUUAGAUAGUGAUGACGAUAGUGAGAUAAGAGAACAAAAUGAUAGAGAAACGGUAGAUCAACUAACGUCAAUCCGAGUGACAAAUCCAUUCUUAGACAAUAAUGUUGCCAGGAAAACGUUAGAUCCAAGUGUAAAUGAAGCGGUGGCAACGCCCACGAAACCCCAUCCUAGGGCCGAAGACAGUAUUAAUUUUAUCGAACCAUUCAAGGAAAAUGUACCUAAUUUAUUGGGUAGGACACCUUUAAACACAAAAGUAGUAGGUUCAAAUGAAGUCAGCGACCCUUCAUCACAUAUAAGCAGAGAGGAAAGGAAUACGAGAUUUCCAUCCACAACAUCAACUGUCAUUAUAACGGCACCAUCUCAAAAACAUAAAGAGCCAACAGAGACUCUUCUCUCAAACGGAGGAAAUACUACGAAUAUAAUAAAAGAUUCUAACGGAGACUUUCGUUUUUUUGAAGAAAAUAGGAACUCUUCUAGCACAGACACGACCGACAACGUUGGACAUUCAUUGGUUCUUCCACCAUUGCCAUCACUGCCUCGCAUUGCUGUAAAGCCCAAUUUGCCAGAGUCAACAUCUGUGGUUUCGAGGAUGCCAUCUGUAAGUAAACCAAUUAUAUCACCGUUUAUUCCAAGGAGACAGUUUUCCAAUGCUGGCUCCGCAGAUGCAAUUCUUCCUCAAAAGAGACAAUUAUCUAUGUCUUCAACCACUUCAACGGCUGGAUCACUGCCGCCGACUUUCCCUUUCAAUCACCUUCACGAUACUACAGGAUAUGUUUCUCCAAGUGGGCCACUAGAAGAAUAG
Naumovozyma castellii is the source of this 2136-nucleotide messenger RNA. RefSeq names its product SUMO ligase SIZ1 (gene SIZ1). The transcript has a single exon. The record is from RefSeq and is a predicted model, not a curated record. The coding region runs from base 1 to 2136 and encodes 711 amino acids. NCBI's taxonomy places the organism in Eukaryota, Fungi, Ascomycota, Saccharomycetes, Saccharomycetales, Saccharomycetaceae.